Molecule: messenger RNA, 549 nt
Organism: Cryphonectria parasitica EP155
Lineage: Eukaryota; Fungi; Ascomycota; Sordariomycetes; Diaporthales; Cryphonectriaceae
Exons: 5
Coding region: 1-549 (182 amino acids)
Source: RefSeq, a predicted model, not a curated record
AUGACGACGCACUUUGCAACAUACACAUUCCCCUCGCCGGCAGCCGGAUACGAAAACGCACCUCCGCUGCCCGAGGAGAAGGCCGAGGAUGGCAAGAGCCUGAAGAACCCAGAGACGGGCGUCCUAAGCAAGGCCUAUGAAACCUUUAUCGAUCCUCUGAGCAAAGGACGUAGGGGCGGCUUCGACAUCCACGUUUACUACACAACAUCGCAGAUGGACUAUGCACGGCAGCUCUAUGACAGGAUUCGAAGGGAGUUUCCCGAGUUACGCAUCUAUAAGUUUUGGGACAAGCCUGUUGGUCCACAUCCAUAUGCGAUGUUUGAGGUGAACCUGUUCACGCCCGCCCAGUUUGGCGCCUUCGUCCCCUGGCUGAGCGUUUGGCGUGGGCCUUUGUCGGUGCUCGUCCAUCCGAACAGGUUGGAAUGGGAGAGUGCGAUUCGAGACCAUACGCAGAGAGCAACUUGGAUGGGUGAGAAGGUGCCGCUGGAUCUGAGCAUGAUGUAUGUUUUGAGGCAGAAGGAAUUGGAGGAGAGGGAGAAGAAGAGCUAG